CUCCCCUCAGUCCCGUUCGCCUCGUUAUCAGCCUCUCAGACUCGCCAAAGAAUAAAUUGGCAUACACACAUUCUCAGGUCUCAGUCUUCGGCCAAAUCGAGCUCACGUCUGGCUCGGCAUAUCCUUGUUUUAAGCCGCUGCUGCCGAAUUCUCGAAAGCGUGCUGCAAAGUUGAGGCUCACGCCGAAGAUCCGAGUGCUGCCUGACGAGCCAAUUGAUACAGUAAUAUCAGGGGUAGACAACUUGGCAGCUGCAAGUUGAAGAAGGUGGAUUAUGAGGCUGCUGCAGUGCGAGUAAGCCUGCUGUCUCACUUGAUGCCUUUGGCUCGGACGAGGAUUGUGAGUUUCUAGCGGCGAGUUCUAGCCGGCUGUAGCUCAUCGUCGUGAGUUUCGAGCAUCUCUGCUGGUUGAUAAGCAGCUUAUUACGCUGCCGGUGCUGUUACUGCUCGCGGUCUCUUCAUAUCGAUAUCGAUCCUUGGAUGGUCCGGGAUUCAGAACAGUGCUGCUGAAUAUUAGUCGCGGCGAGGCUCUGCCUGAAUUGUGACCGAUUGCUCUCGCCAAGUCGCUCUGCGGGGGAGCUCGAGGGCGAGGGACUAUCUAUCCACCAUCCCAUGAAUGAACAUCAUUCAUAAACCAUCGCAACAGAAAGCGAAUCUGUUGACCGUGUCCGAUGCAUAUGGGGUUGCAAUUUGUGCUGAUCCACGGGGCCUGGCAUCACGGAGGGCACUGGAAAGAAGUAAUACGAGAAUUGGAGCUCGCAGGGCACAAGGCUUAUGCUCCGACGUUGCUGGGCAACGAGCCGGGAGCCGAGCGGAUUAACUACUCGCUCAAGGACAGAAUCCAGCACUUAAGGGACGACAUUGUGAAAAAGAACCUCACUGACUUCGUGCUGGUUGCACACAGUGCCGGAGGCCCCUACGCGCAGGAGCUGGUCCAGCUCGAGCCGCACCGAGUUAGGCAAGUCGUCUUCGUUUCUGCAUUCAUCCUCAAAGAUGGAGAAAACAUCCGCAUGUUCUGCUUGGAUAAUCGCCUAGGAAUCCCCCAACACGAAAGAGUCGACCGCUCUCCCGAGAACUUCCUUUUCCCCAGCAAACUGCCUUUGGAGUGGUGGCAUAAGGCGUUCGCUCACACCGUAGACCCCGAGAUGCGCAAAGCUCUCCAUGCCACCCUCGUUUCCCAGGGAGGGCAGGCAUUUUCGGAGUGUCAUGAUUUGAAAGCUUUUUAUCAGCUCAAAACUCCAAUGACGUACAUUCACAUCACCAACGAUUUCCUGCCGGGGCUUCCCGGAAUGAAAUUUGGCGAAGGCUGGCACCCUGGGUUCUCCAGUAGGCUUGGAACGAAUUUCAGGGUCGUGAAGGUGGAUGGGGACCACGAAGUCAUGCUCACUGCGCCUGCGUCUCUAGCUCAAACUCUAAUCGUGGCCAGCACAGAAUGGCAGCAACCUCAUCCGGUGAUCAAGAAUCCCAAGAUAGUAGACGAGCUCGAGCCUCAGGACAUUUUCGUUAACAAUGUCAUCGGUCCUUGAGCACAUAUCAACCAUUUCAUUUUAUAUGACUCGUCGAGCUGUAAAAGCAGCUUCGCUGGGCUUUUCCAAACUUCGAGUGCCUUCUGAAAGUUUCACCUUUCCGUCCAUCACUGGUGCUGCUUGCUUGCUUGCUUGCGGUGGUGGCACAUCCACACCAGCAAUUGUGUACAUGUGCAGCAAACCCCUCAUGCUCUGAGAAACUGUAACCCGUGUUCAUAAUCAGUCUGUUCAGUCGCGUCGCUCGUCUAGCUGGAAUUCCCCAAAUCAAAAAGCAAACAUGCUGAAAUUGCUGCCGAUUGACUUUCCUGUGAAUGAAAGAAAGCUCAUCGCGACUCGUACGUACAUCGUGCUUUGUUAAUGGAACGUGGCACAUUUUCAUACAAUGGACUCGGUAUUUGCCUCAUAGCACCGCAAACAUAUUCUCUGCGCGCUUUGUGAUACAGGCCUCGAUGCCUAAGAUUCUCGUGCUCUAACUUGGUGAAAAACUCUUCCAAUUUACU
This is a messenger RNA of Marchantia polymorpha subsp. ruderalis, 2023 nucleotides long. Lineage: Eukaryota; Viridiplantae; Streptophyta; Marchantiopsida; Marchantiales; Marchantiaceae. The record is from the annotation of a GenBank genome assembly.